AUGGUUGCAUCCACCAUGUCUAUCUGUUCCAGUGAUCUGAGCUAUGACAGCUGUGUCUGCCUGCCUGGUUCCUGUGAAUCUUGCACAGACUCCUCUUGGGAGGUGGAUGACUGCCCUGAGAGCUGCUGUGAGCCCCCCUGCUGUGCCCCCACCUGCUGCCAGUCCACUUGCUGCAUCCCUACCCACUGUGCUCCAGCCUCCAGCCUGACCCUUAUGUGCAUCCCCAUGAGCUGCGUGUCCAGCCCCUGCUGCCAGUCGACCUGUGAGUCUAGCUCCUGCCAGUUGGUCUGCACCAGCCCCUGUACACCCUCCUGUUGCCAGCAGUCUAACUGCCAGCUUGCAUGCUGCAUGCCCUCCCCCUGUCAGCAGACCUGCUGCAAGCCCGUGUGCUAUGAGUCCAUCUGCUGUGAGCCUGUCUGCUGCAAGCCCGUCUGCUGUGAGCCUGUCUGCUGCAAGCCCGUCUGCUGUGAGCCCGUCUGCUCUGUGCCCAUCUGCUGUGGGACUACCCAAUGUCCAGCUCCAGCAUGCUGCCAGCCCCCUGUCUGUACCUCUACCUGCUGCAAGCCCUCCUCCUGCAUGUCCCUUAUCUGCCAACCUGUGUGCAAGCCUGCCCAGUGCUGUGCCCCCACCUCCUCCUGUACGUCCCUACUCUGCCAUCCUGUGUGCCCCCAUUCAGGCUGCUUUGGCCUCUCAUCAGGCAAGAAGUUCUGCUGCUGA
Messenger RNA from Orycteropus afer afer, 717 nucleotides. The record is from RefSeq and is a predicted model, not a curated record. NCBI's taxonomy places the organism in Eukaryota, Metazoa, Chordata, Mammalia, Tubulidentata, Orycteropodidae.